CAAACAAAACGACCGCUUUCUAUCUCUUCCCUUCGCUCUGUGUGCGCAUGUUUGUGUGUGGGUGUUGUGUAUAUAUUCUUUUCUUUGUGUAAGGAUCUCGCCAUCGUCAUCAUGCUCUGAUUUUCUUUCUUUAUUAGGGUUUGCAGUUUGUCUGUCUCUUUGUCGGUUCAUCUCGUUUCGUUUUUUGAUCUUCUGAGUCCACCGACAAUUUCCCGAUGGAAGGCGAGGCCGGGGAAUUUCACGACGAUUGGGAGGUGCUCCAGAGCUCCGACGAGGCUGCCUCUGUUAACUCGUCUGAGUCGGUCGACAACGCGAGGGCUUGGGACUUGGAGGGGAUCGAUGGAGGUGGGUCUGAAGGUAUGAUUCGAGCCGAUUACUUCUCUCUCGAUUCCCAGGGCAAGUACGUCAAGACUGGCGUUGCUGCCAGCGAGGAGGCUUCGGUUGAGUCUGAUAAUCCGAGUUGGAUUGAUCCUGGGACUGAAGCAACGUAUCCCAGGAAGGAAUCGUGCGAAUUUUGGACUGAUUCCGGGAGCGAUCACUCCGAUGGUGCGAAAUUUGGCGAAUUUGACCCUAAACACGAAUUAGGUUUUACUGAGACUGGAAAAAUUGGAGCGGAGGGUGAGGAUUUGGGAAAAUCCCUCCCUCAUUCUGGGGGAAUCGGGCCACUUUCUGCGGAAUUUGGGGACUCGGGGAACCGUGAUGUGAUGGAUCUUGGUGAUGCUGCAAAUUCCCCAAAUCAGUCGGAGCUACCGGAGCAAGAAAAUGUGGACGUUGGAGCAGGGAAGAGCGGCGAGGGAGAUAAGAGGAUUGUUGCGUGGUGGAAGGUUCCACUUGAGUUCUUGAAAUAUUGUGCUUUCAGGGCCAACCCAGUAUGGACCUUCUCGGUGGCUGCAGCUGUUAUGGGCUUUAUUAUCUUGGGACGCCGAUUGUAUAAAAUGAAGCGGAAGAGGCAAAGCUUGCAGCUGAAGGUUACCAUGGAUGAUAAGAAGGUAUCUCAGUUCAUGAGCCGGGCUGCACGUCUCAAUGAAGCUUUCUCAGUGGUGAAACGGGUGCCAGUCAUCCGGCCAUCUCUGCCUGCUACAGGAGUGACUCCAUGGCCUGUGAUGAGCCUGAGAUGAAGUUCGGGUUGUGGAAUGGGGAAGCAAAAACAGUUUAUGUAUGUAUGUAUGUAUUUAAGUUCUUGAGGGGUGACAAAAUCCAAAAUUGCCUAGUCAUUAUCUUGUUGCCUGUACAAUUCAUGCACCCUGGGUUGCGCUAUGCAUAAACAUAUAUAGAAGUUGCCGUGAGACUCUCAUCAUUUACAGUGUGCGUAUGAACUUGAAAGUGAAUUUCUUUUUCUAUUGCUUCACUUUGUUA
This is a messenger RNA of Diospyros lotus (date-plum), 1356 nucleotides long. RefSeq lists its product as uncharacterized. The coding region runs from base 216 to 1118 and encodes 300 amino acids. The transcript has 2 exons. The record is from RefSeq and is a predicted model, not a curated record. Lineage: Eukaryota; Viridiplantae; Streptophyta; Magnoliopsida; Ericales; Ebenaceae.